This is a messenger RNA of Oncorhynchus nerka (sockeye salmon), 4689 nucleotides long. RefSeq names its product protein eva-1 homolog A (gene eva1aa). The record is from RefSeq and is a predicted model, not a curated record. Lineage: Eukaryota; Metazoa; Chordata; Actinopteri; Salmoniformes; Salmonidae. The transcript has 8 exons. Gene Ontology annotation, molecular function: carbohydrate binding. The coding region runs from base 198 to 1667 and encodes 489 amino acids.
AAGUUUCCAAGUGAAUUGCUGCUUGGGUCGAGCUCUCGUUCCUUCUCUCCUCCGAGGAAUGAUGAGGUGAUUCGGAGCACCAACAAUGGGACCGAGCAUGUAUUGAUGCUUGCCACGCAGAACCUAAACUCAAAAGCAACCCUGGACCUUCAGAACGUGGAGGAGAAGUAACUCCAAAACGUCUCGCUGUUUCAAGGAUGUUCUUCCCAGAUGUGCCUCUCUCAGCCAUCAAUUACGCGCUCGUGUUGGGAAUAACGUGUCUGACGGUCUUCUGCAACUUCACCAAAAGUUCCUCUGAGUUUUCAGAUUACCUAUCCAAAGUGUUGAGGAACUACACCGAGCAGGCUUGUGACGGCGACUUCCUGUCGGUCCGCUGCCCGCCUCGCACCACCAUCACCGUCCAAUCGGCUUUCUACGGCAGGAAAGGCCCCUCCCACCCCCAGCAGUGCCCGUCCUACCAGAGAUACACCCUUGUAGGGACACACCCACUGGAGGAUGACACAUAUUGUUACAUGUCCACUGCACUACAGAAAAUGUUGGAUGAGUGCCAGGACAGGAGGAUCUGUCAGGUCCUUGUCAACAGUCGUCUCUUCGGGAUGGACCCGUGCCCCAGUAGCAGCAAAUACCUCAUUGUGUGGUACAAAUGCAUGCCUAAUGAGUAUAAGAGUACGGUGGUGUGUGAGGAGGAGAGGAUGAAGCUGAGCUGUAAACAGGGGAUGCAGAUCGCCGUCUACUCUGCCAUGUUUGGUCGAACCCAACAGGGGACCCUGGAGUGUCCUACCCACCACAGGGCACCCUCCGUAGACUGCCAGUCGGGCGUGGCUCUCCAAGUGCUGAUGGCCCGUUGUCAGGGGAAACGGAGCUGUUUGGUCCGGGCAUCCACGCGAGAGUUCGGGGACCCCUGCUACUCUGGCACCAGGAAAUACCUCAGUGUCAUCUACACCUGUGUCCCAAAGAAUUUGCUGCAGCAGGUGCCCAGCCCCAGAGUACCAGUGUUUUACCCCCCAUCGCCCGGGGCCCAUGACCCAAACGUGGUUGGAGACAGUGCUCCCCCUGAUGAGACGUCGGGCAUAACCUCUGACACUGUGCUCUCAGUUAUCCCUUCAGGCAAGAAGAAGCGAGGGAGAGAGUCAGGCUCCUAUUCUGGGGAGGUGAAGACGAACGAGGAAGGAGUGGAGGAGAGCGCCCCCCAGCCUCCGGACAUGAACCCUGUAAUCAACUCUACGACGGUCAGCACCAACAUGGCCCUCAUCAGUAGCACACUGGCAGCCUACAACUACAUAGCAGACCACCCAGAGCGUGCAGCUCUCUACUUCCUGUGUGGCGUGUGCCUGGGCCUCUUCUUUACCCUCUUUGCUCUGGUCGUCCAGAUCUCAUGCCGCACCGACUGCCAACCCCGCCGUCGCCCCGGCACCACCACCAAGAAGCGUCCGCGGCCCUCCGACUCCUCAUCCGACUCCAGAGACUCUGACUCAGACACCACGUCAGACCUGUCGGCCCGCCGCCACCGCCGUUUCGAGCGCACUCUCAACAUGAAUGUAUUCACAUCAGCGGAGGAGCUGGAGCGAGCUCAGCGGCUGGAGGAGAGGGAGAGGAUCAUACGAGAGAUCUGGAUGAACGGUCAGCCGGACAUACCCGGGACGCGCAGCCUCAACCGCUACUACUGAGGCAGGACCGUAAAGGAACCUCUACUAGAUCUAGAAAUGGGGGGUGGGGGCUGUGAAGGUUGGAGCGCAGUACUUGAGAUGGGAUGUGUAGGACCACAAAUGGACCUCUGGGUUUUGGGAAUGGGGCCCCAUGACCUGACGGGGACCUGCGAAGGUUUGGAACCCUCUAUCUGGGUAUCUCCCUCUGUCAGUCUGUGUCCAUGUGGGUACUCUAGACCAGGGCUGCCCAACCCUCUUCCUGGAGAUCUACUGUCCUGUAGGUUUUCAGUCCAACCCUCUUCCUGGAGACCUACUGUCCUGUAGGUUUUCAGUCCAACCCUCUUCCUGGAGACCUACUGUCCUGUAGGUUUUCAGUCCAACCCUCUUCCUGGAGAUCUACUGUCCUGUAGGUUUUCAGUCCAACCCUCUUCCUGGAGAUCUACUGUCCUGUAGGUUUUCAGUCCAACCCUCUUCCUGGAGACCUACUGUCCUGUAGGUUUUCAGUCCAACCCUCUUCCUGGAGACCUACUGUCCUGUAGGUUUUCAGUCCAACCCUCUUCCUGGAGAUCUACUGUCCUGUAGGUUUUCUGUCCAACCCUCUUCCUGGAGAUCUACUGUCCUAUAGGUUUUCAGUCCAACCCUCUUCCUGGAGACCUACUGUCCUGUAUGUUUUCAGUCCAACCCUCUUCCUGGAGAUCUACUGUGCUGUAGGUUUUCAGUCCAACCCUCUUCCUGGAGAUCUACUGUCCUGUAGUAGGUUUUCAGUCCAACCCUCUUCCUGGAGAUCUACUGUCCUGUAGGUUUUCGAUCCAACCCUAAUUUAGCAUAUCUGAUUCAGCUAGUUAAGAUCUUGUUGAGCAGCUAAUUAGUAGAAUCAGGUGUGUUAAAUUAGGGUUGGACUGAAAACCAACAGGACAGUAGGUCUCCAGGAAGAGGGUUGGACUGAAAACCUACAGGACAGUAGGUCUCCAGGAAGAGGAUUGGACUGAAAACCCACAGGACGGUAGAUCUCCAGGAAGAGGGUUGGUCUGAAAACCUACAGGACAGUAGGUCUCCAGGAAGAGGAUUGGACUGAAAACCAACAGGACGGUAGAUCUCCAGGAAGAGGGUUGGACUGAAAACCUACAGGACAGUCGGUCUCCAGGAAGAGGAUUGGACUGAUAACCAACAGGACAGUAGGUCUCCAGGAAGAGGAUUGGACUGAAAACCCACAGGACGGUAGAUCUCCAGGAAGAGGGUUGGUCAGCCCUGGUAUAGAGUAAAGACGCCUCUGUUUUUGCAGUGAGAAUAAGCUCCUCCUUGUCAGCAUGGUAAGCUGGACCGGAGCCCGCCUGUCAUUGGUGGAGGCUGAAGGUGGAAGGUCAUUUAACUGCACAGCCUCGCAUUUGACCUCCUCACACCCUUCUGAAGUGGAGGAUCUUGGGAUACUUAGGCUGUAAAGCCUGAAAGGUGAUUUAAGAGCGUCUGCUAAAUGACUUAAAUGUAAAUGUAAAUUUAAGGACAGUUGCUAAUGUUACUCCACUGUUGCCUAGUGGAUACUGAGAAUUGGGCAGCUUGAUUCAUGCUCACUCACCCUUCAGUAUUUAAAUGGGUGAAUGGUUUUCGGAGAGGCAUAGCACUUACAGUGAAAUGCACAGCGUAACACUUAAGAGGGAAAUGACCACGUUCAACCGACGCUGCCUUUUAAACUUUGAACUCAAAAUGUGUUUUUUUUUUUGGAAUUCAUCUCAAACCCUUUAUGAAAUAUAUUUUAUAUAAUAUUUAAAGUCUUUUUUGUUAUUGUGUAUUUUUUUUCUUUACAUUUAUUAUUAUGACAUAUUUUUAUACUGUGGCGAUUGAAGCUUUUCUGGCACCUCAGGGAUGCAAUCCUAGGUGUAUGUCCAAGAUGGCACCCUAUUUGUUUUAUAGUGCACUCCUUCUGGCUAGAGCUCUGGUCAAAGGUGGUGCACUACAUAGGGAAUAGGGUGCCAUUUUGGACAGAACCCCUAGUGUUUCUGUGUAUGGUCGUUUCUAUUUGCUUCCUAAGAAGGGGAUCAGGGCCUGUAUUUAGCAAGUGUCUCAAGAGUAUGAGUGCUGAUCUAGGAUCAGGUUACCCCUCCCCCUGUCCAUGUAAUCUUGUUCAUUAUGAUCUAAAAGGCUAAACUGAUCCUAGACCAGGACUCUUACUCUGAGACUUUAUGAAUUCAGGCCCAGUAUAAUGCUCUAGAUGUGUCAGCAUAAAAAAUAUAUAUAUAAAAAAAAUACAAUGUAAACUCAGAGGUCAAGUGAUUUAAUAAGCUUGUUUUUUACAUGUUAUAAUAUUCACGGUGCAGUGCCUUACCUGGCAACAAGGAUGUAUAUUGGUGGAAAAGAAAACCCCAGUCACCUGAGUCAACCAAUCAUUAUGAAUUUAUGAAACAAUCAAUUCCAAUCAUGUUUAUUUCCAUGUUUCUCAUGUUAUGUUUCUCACUUUGUCAAACUGGCUUGUGUGUGUGUUGUCCAUGUUUAAAUGGUGAGGCAGGUCCCAGAUAAUGUUGUGCUGUGUCAUGCCAAUGGCCAUAAAGACUUGAUAAGACAGUAAAACAGAUCUAGGAUCAGCUAGGAAAUGGCUCAAAUCUAUGUACAUUUUUUUCAAAUACAUUGCAAUUGUUAUCAUGUAGGAAUGUAUGUACAGUACAGAACACAAUCUCUUCAAUUGUCUACCAGUGAAAUAGCUUCCAAAUUAUUACUGUGGGCAGCAAGACUAGUGUUGUCCCUCAUGGGACACCAUAGGACUAUCUGUCAGGUUUAUUGUAAUGACCAUGUUGUUAAUAUAAGUUAUAUUCAUCCAGUUCUGUUGCACUGGGUUGAACUAUAGGUAUCAUGGUUUAUUAUAAGAAGUUUGGGAUUUUCUUGACUGAGAGGGGAGUUGAGAAUGCAGUGAAUAAUCUUCACUUCAACUGCAAUCAUUUAAAUGCUUUUAUAUUGAAAAAGCUGUUUGCGUUUCAAUGGGACAAAACAAUAUGGCAAUAGCUGGUGAGACCAAAAUAUGACUCCUUCGCUUGGAAUAAACUGUGUUGAAAAU